Molecule: messenger RNA, 3118 nt
Organism: Oncorhynchus keta (chum salmon)
Lineage: Eukaryota; Metazoa; Chordata; Actinopteri; Salmoniformes; Salmonidae
Product: 40S ribosomal protein S24
Exons: 5
Coding region: 128-526 (132 amino acids)
Biological process (GO): translation
Cellular component (GO): ribosome
Molecular function (GO): structural constituent of ribosome
Source: RefSeq, a predicted model, not a curated record
CUCAAAUCAUUUGAAUUUACUUUUAAUUCAGGCAAGUAUUCAGGUCGCACGGCUUCCAAUCAGGCGUUUGGUUGGCCGGCAUCGGGUCCUUCCUCCUUUUCCUCGUCCCUGAGAGGCUGAUGUCAAGAUGAACGACACAGUGACAGUCAGAACCCGGAAGUUCAUGACAAACCGGCUGCUUCAGAGGAAGCAAAUGGUUGUCGAUGUCCUCCAUCCGGGCAAAGCCACAGUCCCAAAGACUGAGAUCCGGGAGAAGCUGGCCAAAAUGUACAAGACCACCCCUGACGUGGUGUUCGUCUUCGGCUUCAGGACACAGUUUGGUGGCGGCAAGACGACGGGCUUCGCCAUGGUCUACGACUCUCUCGACUACGCUAAGAAAAACGAGCCCAAGCACAGACUGGCCAGGCACGGUCUCUAUGAGAAGAAGAAGUCCUCCAGAAAACAGCGCAAGGAACGCAAGAACAGAAUGAAGAAAGUACGAGGCACCAAGAAAGCCAGUGUGGGCGCUGCUGGCAAAAAGAAAUGAGGUGUCUUUACAGGUAUAAAGAAAACAGGGCAUGGUGUGCUAUAUUGUGUUGAAUUGCACAUUGAAUCUUCUCUUGGUACCUCACCUGUAGAGAUCUCACCUAUAGUCUUCCAACAACCUUAUCUACAAGCACGCAUCCUUACUACUUCAUCCCAUCUUCCAUCACCCUUGUCCCCCAAACUUCUAAACCUACCCUGGCUGGUGGUACUUAUUCUCUGACAAAUAUUAUAAUAUCAACUAAUGUCAUAUCAACAAAAAAAACUAUUUCAUUGCUUCUAAACGAUUACCAUUCUUAUUCUCCUAUUAAACUAUUUUAUUAUGACUAUGUAUUGAUCAGAUGCUCAGUACAGUUAUGCUAACAUGCGUUAUGAGUGGUGACCUUUAGUGGUUGUUUACUAAAGCAUGUCUAGGAUAAUAAUUUAUAGCCCAAUGUCUCGAUGCGAGACAGCUGAACCACAUGCCUACUCAUACGACUUUUCCUAGUUUCAUUUAAUACAAUAUACAGUUUAAGUCGGAAGUUUAUAUACACUUAGGUUGGGGUCAUUAAAAAUUGUUUUUCAACCACUCCACGCAUUUCUUGUUAACAAACUAUAGUUUUGGCAAGUCGGUUAGGACAUCUACUUUGUGCAUGACACAAGUUAUUUUUCCAACAAUUGUUUACAGACAGAUUAUUUAACUUAUAAUUCACUAUAUUACAAUUCCAGUGGGUCAGAAGUUUACAAACACUAAGUUGACUGUGCCUUUAAACAGUUUGGGAAAUUCCAGAAAAUUAUGUCAUGGCUUUACAAGCUCUGAUAGUCUAAUUGACAUAAUCUGAGUCAAUUGGAGGUGUACCUGUGGAUGUAUUUCAAGGCCUACCUUCAAACUCAGUGCCUCUUUGCUUGACAUCAUGUGGAAAUCAAAUAAAUCAGCCAAGACCUCAGAAAAAAUAUUGUAGGCCUCCACAAGUCUAGUUCAUCCUUGGGAGCAAUUUCCAAAUGCCUGAAGGUACCAUGUUCAUCUGUACAAACAAUAGUACGCAAGUAUAAACACCGUGGGACCACGCAGAAAGAGAUGCGUUCUGUCUCUUGUGAAGAUGCUGGAGGAACAAAGUAUCUAUAUCCACAGUAAAACAAGCCCUAUAUCGACAUAACCUGAAAGGCCGCUCAGCAUGGAAGAAGCCACUGCACCAAAACCGGCAUAGAAAAGCCAGACUACGGUUUGCAACUGCACAUGGGGACAAACAUCGUACUUUUUUGAGAAAUGUCCUCUGGUCAGAUGAAACAAAAAUAGAACUGUUUGGCCAUAAUGACCAUCACUAUGUUUGGAGGAAAAGGGGGGAGGCUUGCAAGCCGAAGAACACCGUGAAGCAUGGGGGUGGCAGCAUCAUUUUGUGGGGGUGCUUUGCUGCAGGAGGGACUGGUGCACUUCACAAAAUCGAUAGCAUCAUGAGGACGGAAAAUUAUGUGGAUAUAUUGAAGCAACAUCUCAAGACAUCAGACAGGAAGUUAAAUCUUGGUUGCAAAUGGGUCUUCCAAAUGGACAAUGACCCCAAGCAUACUUCCAAAGUUGUGGCAAAAUGGCAUAAGGACAACAAAGUCAAUGUAACGGAUGUGAAACGGCUAGCUUAGUUAGCGGUGUGCGCUAAAUAGCGUUUCAAUCGGUUACGUCACUUGCUCUGAGACCUUGAUGUAGUAGUUCCCCUUGCUCUGCAAGGGCCGCGGCUUUUGUGGAGCGAUGGGUAACGAUGCUUCGAGGGUGACUGUUGUCGUUGUGCGCAGAAGGUCCCUGGUUCGCGCCCGGGUAUGGGCGAGGGGACGGUUUAAAAAUUAUACUGUUACAUCAAGGUAUUGGAGUGGCCAUCACAAAGCCCUGACAUCAAUCCUAUAGAAAAUUUGAGGGCAAAACUGAAGAAGCGCAUGCGAGCAAGGAGGCCUACAGUCCUGCCUCGGUUACACCAGCUCUGUCAGGAGGAAUGGGCCAAAAUUCACCCAACUUAUUCUGGGAAGCUUGUGGAAGGCUACCCGACACAUUUGACCCAAGUUAAACAAUUUUAAAGGCAAUGCUACCGAAUACUAAUUGAGUGUAUGUAAACUUCUGACCCACUGGGAAUGGGAUGAAAGAAAGUGAAAAUAAAUUACUGUAUUUAUUCUGACAUUUCACAUUCUUAAAAUAAAGUGGUGAUCCUAACUGACCCAAGACAGGGAAUUUUUACUCUGAUUAAAUGUCAGGAAUUGUGAAAAACUUUGAGUUUGACUUCAACUGUCAUUUGAUAUAUACUAUAUACUAAAUAAAUUCCUCACUGAGCUGGAAAAUAAAUAUCAGUUAACUGCAUCUUACUAUUUAAAAAAACAACAUGUAGGUUGAGCUCCAUCUCUACUAUUACCCUUCGGACCAUCAGCCCAAUUACCCCCCUUCCUUUAGUUGAGGUGCGCCCCCCCCUCCCUGAGUAGAGUUGUUGUAAGUGGAGAUGGCGUAUUUCUGUUUGCAGGUGAACUAACUUCUCUUCCUCUGUGUUUUCCUACAGUGAGCCUGGAGAAUCAGGGAUGUUCCUCGUGCUCAAGAUGUUCUUGUAUAUUGUCAUCGAAUAAAAAAACUUUGGAAAAAAAUUCA